This is a messenger RNA of Nerophis ophidion (straightnose pipefish), 5666 nucleotides long. Its product is annotated as muscarinic acetylcholine receptor M4-like. The record is from RefSeq and is a predicted model, not a curated record. The transcript has 7 exons. Gene Ontology annotation, biological process: G protein-coupled receptor signaling pathway, coupled to cyclic nucleotide second messenger; adenylate cyclase-activating adrenergic receptor signaling pathway; chemical synaptic transmission. Lineage: Eukaryota; Metazoa; Chordata; Actinopteri; Syngnathiformes; Syngnathidae. Bases 631 to 2235 code for a protein of 534 amino acids. Gene Ontology annotation, cellular component: synapse; dendrite; plasma membrane. Gene Ontology annotation, molecular function: G protein-coupled serotonin receptor activity; G protein-coupled acetylcholine receptor activity.
GUAAAUAAUUAUUGACGGAGUCCGGGUCGAGACUCGGACCACGGUCCGCCGGUUAAUGAUCUCUAUUGUAAUCCCUUUAAACCGCGCCCUAUCCAAGCCACGUAGUCCACCGUAAUCAGGCAGAGUAUCCCCACAACAUCUGACAUCAAAAUGUCGUCCUUGCACCUAUCCAACAUCUUCCAACCCUCGCUUCUAUCUCAGGAGCGUGCAUGACAGAGUUAUGAGGCCAUACAGCGAAUCCAAAACUAAAAAGGUGAAAAAGAUGCCGUGUGACGUAACACGCCUUUCCUUCUCCUCCCGAGCGCGCGCGCGCUACGCUCUUGCUCGAUUGUUUUGUGAGCAGCGAAGAAGCAAACUCCAUCAUUAAAGUGGCCUGAUCAUCACAAUUAAAAAAUACAUAUGUUUUAUUGUUUUUUUUUAAAUUAUCGAUUCGGCGCUCUUGGUAAUGCCGAACUGAAUAGGUGCGCGGAGCAGUGAAUGCCUCUGAAGACUGACACACGCAAAUGAGCUCUUAUCGAAACAAACCAGGUGCGUCAUUUGGUUGAAAAAAAUUAACGGAGCUGGAAAAGAACAAACGAACUAACGACGCAAGGAAAAUAGCCGCGGUGGUCGUGGUGCCCGUCAUGCGACAUGAGUAACAUCAGUGAUGGAGUUGGAGUGGUGCUGCCCAUGUGGAACUUAAGGGAAUCCACACUCAACAAGACCAGUGAACUGUUCGUCAAUGUCUCGUGCAAUGUGUCUACAAAUGAGUCCACAUCUUGCUCGCCAGUGGAGGACAGCGUCGGAGAUGCAAGUCCAUAUAAGGCAUUUGAGAUGUUUUUUAUAGCCCUGGUUACUGGAUCGUUGAGCCUUGUGACCGUCACGGGAAACAUUUUGGUCAUGCUAUCCAUCAAAGUCAAUCGCCACUUACAGACUGUUAAUAACUAUUUUUUGUUCUCGUUGGCCUGUGCUGACCUGAUCAUUGGCGCGUUCAGCAUGAAUUUGUACACUGUCUAUAUCAUUGUUGGAUACUGGCCCCUUGGGCCUGUGGUUUGUGACCUAUGGCUCGCUUUAGAUUAUGUGGUGUCCAAUGCAUCAGUGAUGAACCUGUUAAUCAUUAGUUUUGAUCGCUACUUCUGUGUGACUAAGCCCCUCACAUAUCCUACAAGAAGGACAACGAAGUUGGCAGGGCUGAUGAUUGCGGCAGCAUGGAUCUUAUCCUUCAUCCUUUGGGCCCCUGCAAUCUUGUUUUGGCAGUUCAUAGUUGAGCAGCGAACAGUGCCACCUGGAGAGUGUUACAUUCAGUUCCUGUCGAACCCUGCCGUUACGUUUGGCACAGCUAUAGCUGCAUUCUAUCUUCCAGUCAUUAUUAUGACAGUGCUGUACAUCCAUAUCUCCCUGGCAUCCAGGAGUAGGGUUUCCAAACACAAACUGGACAAGAAGAGCUCAAAUACUACAAAAAAGAUUAAGAGCCACAUGCUGAAGCAAAACAACAAUGAAACCAGUCCUCAGACCAGUCUCCACCUGGCUCCCAAGCUCAGUUUGGACUCGACAACCACUGCGGACGAGGCUAUCAAGAAUGGCAGGCCGAAUUCAUCCAAAGCAGAUGGACCACAGGAGCCGGCUCAACCCAGUCCAGGACUCAUAACACAGGAGGAAAAGGAGAGCUCCAAUGAUUCGUCCACCGCAUUUAUACACCCAACAGAACCAAAAGCCAGGAAUAAAGUGAUACUUGAGGAUCCAAACAAAUCUAAAGCGCAAGGAAGCACAACUGUCUCAAAUCCUUCUAUGUCCAAGAUGAACCCAACCUCAAGGUGGUCCAAGAUAAAGAUUGUUACCAAGCAUGCUGGAGAUGAAUGUAUCACAGCUAUUGAGAUUGUCCCGCCAGUGGAGGGCGCAGAGAGCCAUUCCAUACCAAUCAGCCGUCCCAGAACAGUUGCAAGAAAAUUUGCAAGCAUUGCUCGGAGCCAAAUGAAGCGGAAAAGACAGAUGGCCGCCCGUGAAAAGAAAGUUACCAAGACAAUCUUUGCAAUCCUACUGGCUUUCAUCAUUACUUGGACGCCCUAUAACGUCAUGGUGCUGAUAUCCACCUUCUGCCAGUCGUGUGUUCCUGACACCGUGUGGGCCAUUGGCUACUGGCUGUGCUAUGUUAACUCCACUAUCAAUCCAGCUUGUUACGCCCUGUGCAAUGCCACAUUCAAAAAGACUUUCAAGAACCUGCUGCUGUGCCAAUACAAGAACAUAGGGACAAGAUGAAGGGGGAGGAGGGGUGCUAAGGAGGGAAUGGAGGUUGUGGAAAAAGAAGGGGGGAGAGAGGGUAAGAAAAUGACGAUGGGCGGAGGCACUUCAAAGAAGGGCUCCUUAAGACAUUUGCAGGGUGCAGAAAGGAAUGACAUGCUUUCAUCAUAUUUGCUCUGAAGGAGCAUGUAGGAGAAUAUUUAUUACUGACGAGCUGAUGAAAAAAUAUGUCUAGAAAAAACUGUACUAAUGAAUGGCUGUAAAACAACUAAGGAAAGGGGGGGGGGGGGGGGGGAGAUGGCCAGUGGUUCUAAAAGAAGAAAAUGUUCUAAACAGAUUAGGAUAAAUUAAUUCAGUGAUUGAAGAAAUUGGAUGUAAUAUAAUUAUGAUUGUCAGUGUAUGAAUAAAUGUAUUGUGUGCAGUGGUUGAAUGAAUGCUAAACAUUGAAACUAUACAGAUACAUAAAUUGUAUACUGCUUUGAUGAAUACAGGGAUUGCUGUGGUGUGGAUAAUCAUCCACACCACAACAAUCAAAUUGAAUUGAAUAUUUACCUUCAUAAAACAAUUAUCACUCAAAACCUUUAGCACUUAUUGUAUCCAAAUGUCACAUUUGUAAAGAGGAGUGAAGCACAAUCCCAAAGACCCAACCACGUUUUGCAUGGGGAUUCAAAUACUUCACUCAAUGAAAUACUAAUAGACAAAGUAUUUCUAAUGUUAUUUUUUUUCAAGAUUUUGUGUUGAUAUUUCAUUUUUCUCCCUCAAAAUACACAACUCAUAAAAAUACUGACUGUUCACAUCAUGUAAGAUGCAGCGGAUCAAAUAACGUUCCCAAGCUGUGUAUAUUUAUGUAACAAGUUGCACACCUUUGCUUUCAUUACAUCACAUGUAUAGCACAGAUGUACACAGAUGUUUAUAGGAAGUAUACUUUAAUUUACUUAAAUAUGGCAUGUGGUAAUAGGGCUACAGCCAUUAACUAUUGUUGAUAUUAUAACAUUCCACUGUAUUGUAUUCAUGCAAACAAAGCACUGACAAGUCUACAGAUAGUACUGUAGAGUUCUAUUUUACCUGAUAGUUUAACCAUAAUACAGUCAGUGUUUUUCAUAGACAACAUAGAGAAACACUGAACCAAACCAACAUGAGCUUUUUGUUUGCUAACUCUGUCGAAUGUAACUAAAAUACAUAGUAAUAAAAUUGUUUUUAUGUAAUGACAGUACCAAAUACAGUACCAAUAUUUUUCCAUUCAUAUUACUAGGACUAAAAUUAAUAAUUAAAUUCAUAUAUACCAAAGAAAUUAGUCAAAAUUCUGAGGGUAAAAUGUUUUUAAAUCGAUCCAUUUUAAGGUAGAAGAAACAGUUGAAAAAAGUUUACCUGACUGAAAAAGGACAAGAAGAUAUGUUCACAUCUAGUUUGUGUUUUUAUGUCCUGUGCUGAGUGACUGAAAACAUUUUUUUUUACAAAACACUUAAAGCAUUAUCUUACGUCAAAGCAAGAACCCUACUGGUUUUUGAUAAUUGCAAGUUGCUCAGAGUACAUGAGAUAAUAGCAGGAUUCCCCUCUACCAUCCCUUUAAGAUCAUUUUGAAGAAAUGAUUUUAUCAAACAAUAUUAUGAACCCCAACGAGUCAAUAUUUGGAUUCCAUCGUAGUACUUUUUCCAGGGCCAAAACAUGAUUAUAUCUGAUGGUAUGCAUGUAUGGUUGUUUUGUUUUUCCUGGAAGGGAAGCAUGUUUUGCUGAAUCUGUCUCAGCACAUGGCCAUCGAGGCAUUGUGAAUUGUGCUCGUCCUUAUCACAAUAAAAAUCCCAAUUACAUUGAUAAAGUUGCAGCAGAAACCAAAAACAGGAAAACAUUGUUUACUAUUUAUAAACAAGUCAUUUUGAUUUGUGUUUGAUGGGUAAAUUCUAUGUAUUUGAAUUGUAUAUGUGUCUCUAUUAAGGUAAAGUUGAAGUGGAAAAAUAUAAUGUUUUUGUAAUGUUUAUUUUAUUUUAUUUUGGACAUAUAUAUACUGUAUGUAAUGUAAUUUGUCUGUAUUUAAAAUCCUAUUUAGAUAGAGCUGAGUUCCCAAAAGCUAUUGUAGGGUAUUAUUCUUUAGGGGUAAAUCUAUCAUUAACUGGGAGUAUAGGCAGUAGCUAAAAAAAACUAAUGCUAUGUAUUUUACCUUAAGAAAAUAAAAAUAAUCAUUUAUUUUAUGCGGAUAUUCGUUUUAUUUUUUAAACCCUUUUUUGCAGCUUUUGGGAAAACAACUUUUGAUGACAUGUCUGUAACAGUUUUUUAUUGCAUUUGUACAUUUUCUUUUUGUAAAGAUUUUCAACGCAUUAAGCCAGGGGUGUCCAAAGUGCGGCCCGGGGGACAUUUGCGGCCCGCAGGUCAUUUUUUAACGGCCCCACGGCACAUUUUAAAAAUACUAUAGAAAAAAAUUUUAAACAUAAAAAGUGGUAUAAAAGAGCAAACAGGUUAACUGUAACAAGAACAUGUUGCAAUGUUUACUCUAAUAACACAAAGCUGCCAUGCAGGCUGUUUCUUUCUUUAAAAAAAAAAUAGUGAAUCAAAAUCAAUUAUGAAUUAUUGACCAAUUCAAGGCUCCAAUUACGUCACAUAAACUUUCCACUUUGAGAUAUUUUUGGGGGCAAAUGUUGCAUAUUUUGUGUAUGCCAUAUAAAAAACUGAGCUGUUUUUUUUUUUCAAAGAAGGGCCUAAAACGAACAAACAAAAAACAUAAACUACAAAAAACCUUAUAAUUGACGAAUAGAUCUGAAGUGGAUCUCCAGACCAUUGUGUUAAAAUAAAAGUAAAGAGUAAAAAAAAAAAAAAAGUUUUUAUUUUUUAACCCUUUAAUGACUAAGACCCCUUAGGAUCAGUGUGUUUGUUUUUAAGUGUCAUUGCACAAAAAAUAAUACUGAAUUAAAAUCAAUGGUGUUAUGAGUUGUUGACCUUUUUACGGCUCCAGUUGUUAUAUAAUCUCAAAUAUUCUACUUAAAAAUUGUAUUGAGUGAAAAUAUUGCAUAUUUUGUGUUUCUUUUUCCAUAACAAAACGUGUUUGUUUUUUUUUACAAAAAGAGCAUACAACUUAAAUCUUUAAAAAUGUCAUAUUGACCGAUAGACCUAAUGUUGAUCUAGAGAUUUAAAACUUGAAUAAUAACAAAAAUAAUAACACUGAAUAAUGACACAUUUUUAACAUUUUAUUUUUACCAAAACCCUUUGGGGUCCCCGGGAUCAAGCUUGAGUGGAGGCCUAAAUGUAUAUUUGUUAUUCAUAUAUUGUAUUGUUUUUUUAAAAUAAAUGGCCCACGCUUGCUUUGAUUUUUCAAUGUACGGCCCUCAGUGGAAAAAGUUUGGACACCCCUGCAUUAAGCAAACUGUUGGUUGUAAAUACAAAAUAUUAGGUUAAGUUAUAAGUAUUUAAAAGAUUGAAUUUUACAAUGUUAAUAAACAUCCUACUAAUGCACAACUACA